GAGGAGGACGAGCAGCAGCAGCAGCAGGGGCGACGCCGGCCUGCGGGACGUCCUGGCGGGCUGGAGCGCGGAGUGGGCGGCCGCGGCGGACGGCGCCCUCGAGGCGGCGCUGGCGCUGAACCCCGCCGCCGAGGCGGAUGAGCGUCUCGACCCCGGCGCCGCCGCCGCCUUCCUGGACUGCGGCGGGGAUGCGCCCCCGGGCGGCGGCCGCGCGGCCUUCUGGCCGCUCUUCCGCGACCGCUUCGCGGCGCAGGGCCCCCUCGGGGAGGACGUGGUGACCCUGGCGUACCACAAGUGGAAGGAGUGGGAGACGUUCAUCGACGACAUGGACGCCGCCGGGGCGUUCGACGGCCAGAUGACGGUGCCGCUCCCGGGGACGUUCUUUCAGAACGGAAGCGUCGUGGAGACCAGCAUCCUCGGCAAGGCGGACUUCCUCAGCACCUUCCAGCGCGCGCAGUACCAGGGGCUCUUCGGCUCCGCCCCCGCGUGGGGCCCAGACAAUCUCGCGGGUUUCCUUGCGUGCCCCAUGGGCUUCCUCCUGGUGCAGUACGUCAUAUACAUCGUGCACAAGGUUCGGGGGCAGCUGUCUCCGGAGGAGGCGAGGGACUAUUGGGAGAGCAUCUACAAGUCUUGGGCGGCCGUGCUGGGGUCCCCUGUGUUCAUCUUCGACCAUCUGGAGUCCUCGCGCUGGAACAUCACGUCCUUCGACAUCGCCGUGAACCUCAACACGCAGGAGGGCGAGUACUUCCCCACCUACGAGGCCUACUGCCUCGCCCGACCGGUGCCGCCCCCGCGCUUCCGCCCGUGGCAGGAGCUGUGGCCGGAGCACCCGCAGUGGCUCGGCAGCCCGGACCUUUGCCGGGGGCCCGGCGCCCUGAGUGUGGCGCUCGUGGGGGAGCACGGCCCCAGCUCGAAGAGCACCUGUCCGCGCUGGCCGCGGCGCUGCGCGACGGGUGCGGCGAGGGCGUGCAGGUGGAGGCUUCCCACUUCUUCACCUACGCGUGGGCGCUGGCCGGCACGGCGGAGGGCGGCGCGCUCAGCUCCUCGUUGCGCGUCGGUUGGGAGGAGUUUUGGGGCAGCCCGCUCACCGUGUCGCAGGGCCGCGACGACUCGAAGCCCCCGGAGUGGACCGUGGCGAGGGCGGUGCAGCUGCUCCGGCAGUACGCCUCGGCGGAGCCCCUGCUGGGCCGCGCGGGCAUCGUCGUGUGCAGCGAGCCGCUGUGGCUGUGCGUGCUGCUGCACGCCGCGCGGGGCCCGGGCGGCCUGCUCGUGCGCGCGAGCUCGGCGGGGCGGGUGGCCUGCUUGCUGGUCGACUUCCUGAACUUCUUCGGGCAGGGCGAGGCGGCGGAGCUGUGGCCGCUGGCCCAGGCGCUCGCCGCGGACGCGGAGCCCUCGGGCGCGCUGACCGCCACGUCGCGCAUGACGGCGGAGAUGCUGGCGUUCCAGGCGGGCAUCCGCGCGCCCUUCGUGCCCUUCCUCUCGCUGCACGUGGCCUCCGCCGCGACCUACGCGCCCGCGUCCGCGGACGUGCUCCUCUUCCGCUCCUCCAUGGCCUUCGCGCCCGCCUUCCUGCGCGUGCUGCGGCUGCUGUGCGCGGAGGCGCCCGGCGCCGCGCCGACCUUUGUGGGGAUGAACGCGACUUCGCUCAGCUUCGCGGACAUGGCCCGCUUUCGCGCGUCAGUGAUGCUGCCGCACAUCCCCAGCGCGCUCCGGCUGUCCGACGCCUACGCGAUGGGCCUCCCCGUGCUGGUGCCGGCCUCGCCGCUCAUCCACAAGAUGGUGUGGCCGCGGGACCCCCUGCCGCCGCUGGAGCUCCUGGUCGACCCGGGCGCGAACCGCACGCAGCACCCGCUGUCGCCGGCUGAGUUCCAGGGGCAAACCCUGGAGUUCCACAGGUUCCACGACGAGAGGCGCUACUGGCUGCAGUUCGUCGAGUGGGAGCUGCGCCCGCACCUGCUGCGCUUCCGCAGCGCGCGGGAGCUCAUCCAGCUGGCGGGCCUCUCGGAGCAAGAGGCCUGGGCCGUCAGCGCCAGGAUGCGCGCCCACCACGCCGACCUCAGGAGAGACGCCAUGACGUACUGGCGCGCGGCGGUCACCGCGGCCCUGGCACCCGGGAGC
Prorocentrum cordatum is the source of this 2118-nucleotide messenger RNA. The record is from the annotation of a GenBank genome assembly. NCBI's taxonomy places the organism in Eukaryota, Dinophyceae, Prorocentrales, Prorocentraceae.